UUAACGCGGGACCAUAAUUCAGGCUUUCCAUCCACGGAGUCAAAGUUUGUGUCGCGGAUCAGCAACACACACACAAACCCGGACCUGGAGCUGGACACACGCUGACUGGACAAGAUGUCGGUCGCAGGAAUUAAGAAACAGUUUUACAAAGCCAGCCAGUUGAUGAGUGAGAAAGUUGGCGGAGCCGAAGGAACCAAACUGGACGAAGACUUCAAAGACCUUGAAAAGAAAGCAGAUGUUACCAGCAAAGCAAUAGUGGAUGUCAUCGGUAAAACAUCAGAGUAUCUCCAGCCCAACCCAGCAACAAGAGCUAAGCUCUCUAUGCUCAACACAGUGUCCAAAAUCCGUGGGCAGGUGAAUAGUCCAGGAUAUCCACAGCCUGAGGGCCUUCUGGGAGAAUGCAUGACUAAAUAUGGAUGGGACAUGGGCAAGGACACGAACUUUGGCGGGGCUCUGGUAGAUGUUGGUGAAGGGAUGAAGAGAAUGGCCGAGGUCAAGGACUCUCUGGAUAUUGAUGUUAAGCAGAAUUUUAUUGAUCCACUUCAAGCAGUUGCUGAAAAGGAUAUCAAAGAUAUUCAGCACCAGCUUAAGAAGUUGGAGGGCCGGCGUCUUGACUACGAUUACAAAAAGAAACGUCAAGGUAAAAUCCAAGAUGAAGAGAUCAGGCAGUCCCUGGAGAAGUUCCACGAGUCCAAAGAGCUGGCUGAGAGAUCCAUGCAUGACCUACUAGAAACUGACGAGGAGCAGGUGAGCCAGCUGUCGGCCUUUGUGGAGUCUCUGCUGCAGUACCAUAAACAGGCCUCACAGAUCCUGGAGGAAGUUACUGACAAACUGAGAGAAAGGGUAAAUGACGCUCAGUCUCGUCCCAAGCGUACAUACAGUGCCAAACCCAGACCAGCCUUGGACUACGGCGAGCUGGAACACUCAAACGGAGGAUAUUCAUCUUCUCCAGCUUGCCCUCCAGCUUACUCUGCUGCCCCAGCACAAUAUCCAGUACCAUCCGUCAAAAGAACCUCUAUCAGGAACAGACCCCCUGAGCCAUGCUGUAAAGCCCUGUAUGACUUUGAGCCGGAGAAUGAUGGGGAGCUGGGCUUUCGCGAGGGCGACAUCAUCACUUUGGUCAGUCAAAUCGACGACAACUGGUAUGAAGGAGCACUUCGUGGAAAAAGUGGAUUCUUUCCCAACAACUAUGUUGAAGUGGUGGUGCCCCUGACACAUUAAAACAUCUGGCAACAUCUGGAUGAAGUGGAAAAACGGAGGGUGAUCAAGGUUUUAAGAGUAUCAACCAAAGGAUACAUUUUUCUUUAUGGUAAUGAAAGGGUAGAUAUUGCAAGGAAGUGACCAAAUGACAACACAAUGUUUCUAUUCUGCAAAGAUUUAAUGAAUUUAUAAUUGUGAGAACAUUAAGCACAGUGGGAUGUUUGUUCAGAAAAAGAAUGCCGUGUUUUUGGGUGCAUUAACAAUAUGAGUCUUUACUAUCUUUCUCUUUGCACCUACGCACUUUGUACACUACACCUCGACAACCAAAACUGAAGGCAAGUGACCCUGAGACAGUGGCAUGUGUUUGACAUGUGCAACAGUGAAUAUACUCAAUUUUUCUUAUUCUAUUUUAUUCAAUAUAUGACAUCUUGUUCUGCGUAUUAUUCCUUUUGAAACUGCUUACAUUUUUUACACACCCAUUUUUAACCUUUGUGCCUGCAGACUUCAGCACUGUUGUUGAUCAAAGACUUUUGUAAGUCAACAGGGGGCGUUGUCUGGCUUUGCAGAUGUUUCAGACCAUCCUUUACUGCCAUCUGGUGGUCGUGUGCAAGGACUUCUUCUUAGCUCCUUGCUUCUGUGGUACUGGCAUUAUUUCUGUCAAAUAUUUCUUAAUGAACAGGUCAUGUAGCCUCUCCUUGGUUUAAAUGACAACUUAUGCAAGUCUAAUUAACUGUUCUAUAGUGCAUAAGUGCUGAGAUAUCCCAAUAAUAGUACACUACAUUAUAUUUAUCAAACGUAUUGUUAACCAUGAGUCAAAUUGAGUUGUUGUUGAAAGCAGUCUGCCCUCAUUAUCCUUAUCACCAAUGCCUGACAAAAGUUGUCCGAAUUCCAUAAUUGCAAUAGAUCGAAUUUGUUUUGAAACGGGUGUAUUGCACUCAGUUUCAUGUACAUGUUAAAAAUAAAUCUUUUACAUUUUAUACACUAAUUUUUACCCACUUGGUUAGUGAGCGUGAGACCGAGGCCAACACCAUGAUGCCCUUUAGUUGUCCGGUUCCUCAGGCUCUAUUGAUGCUGCUGGCGCUGUGCAGCUCAGAAUGUUUUCACAGCUUUUCUCUGAAGUGUCUGUCCAUGAAUUUUCUAUUUGUGAUUUUCUUUUCCUCUCAUUGCUGCGUAAGCCUGGUUCUGAUUUGGAGCAUGGAAAUUAAUGUGAAGUGCGCUUGGCGUUGUUGUACGUGCCUCCAUUUUCAGACGGACUGCGCACCAGACAUGACGAAGCAUGCUAUCUCCUAGUGAUUGUAAACUGAAUUUACAAAUAAUGAGGGAGGUCUUUUACACAAUGGCUGGUUUCAGUUCCGAUUAAGCCUAUUACAAGCAAACUAUGAACUGUCAGGGUUUUGCUUUUCAUUAAAAUGCCAACUUUCUCUCCUUGUCAUGAUCCCCUUGUUGGUCCGCCCCUUCCCCACUCAUCUUACCAUCUUUAUUUAAACUAUGAGUGGAACUGACAUGUCUUUUCAACGGGGAAGGGCACACAGCAGUGGAUUAUGCCCUCCCCCACCACUCUUUAUUCACCACCUGCCCCCCUCUCCCUUUCUCAUUAUCUGCCCAAAGCUCCUGGUGCCUCUGAAAACUAGUCUCUUAGUCCAUACAUGGAACAAAAUCUUUAUUUGGUCCUUUUGUAAUGUUAUAUUUGCAUGUUUCUUUUUAUUUAUGUUAUGUUUAGAACCCACUGAUGGAUAUCUGUGGUUCAGAUGUGGAUUUGCAUACCCUGUUACGCCAAAUUUGAAGUCCUGAGUUUGAGUGUAUGAGGAGGAAGGUCUGCGAUGUGAUGAUAUAAUCCACCUUGUAAAACAUUAAUGAUAAAUAUGAUGAUGAUGAAUAAUAUUGUGAAAUAAAGGGCUAAAAAUCAAUAUUUUAGAGACGCUCCUGACACAACUGAAGGAGUUGAGUGCUGCAGCUGACAUUACUAAACGCUAAAAUAUGUCACCUCUGCAAUAUUAAUGAAGUAUUAACAGCCUUAAAGCUUUAUGCCAUUAUGCACAUUUGCAAUAAAUAUUUUUCUGUGGAAUAAAUGUAACUUUUAUUUGCAUGCAUCUUUAUUCGGUCUUUAGUCUUAUUUAACUGUGACACUAUGGGAAGGUUAAACGUGGGAUUAGCCUGGAUUGUCUGCAAAAUGCGUGGAUUACCUCUUUCCUAAAUGUAAUCUUGUGUAUUGUAUGUUUGUGUAUGAUAUAAACUGUUCAUUUUCUUUAAUAAAUGUAAAGUAAUUUUGACAA
Molecule: messenger RNA, 3473 nt
Organism: Cololabis saira (Pacific saury)
Lineage: Eukaryota; Metazoa; Chordata; Actinopteri; Beloniformes; Belonidae
Product: endophilin-A2-like
Exons: 9
Coding region: 115-1221 (368 amino acids)
Biological process (GO): synaptic vesicle uncoating
Cellular component (GO): cytoplasm; glutamatergic synapse; presynapse
Molecular function (GO): protein binding
Source: RefSeq, a predicted model, not a curated record